This is a messenger RNA of Salvelinus sp. IW2-2015, 1782 nucleotides long. RefSeq names its product cyclic GMP-AMP synthase-like. NCBI's taxonomy places the organism in Eukaryota, Metazoa, Chordata, Actinopteri, Salmoniformes, Salmonidae. Gene Ontology annotation, molecular function: double-stranded DNA binding; 2',3'-cyclic GMP-AMP synthase activity; chromatin binding. The record is from RefSeq and is a predicted model, not a curated record. Gene Ontology annotation, cellular component: cytosol; site of double-strand break; nucleus. Gene Ontology annotation, biological process: positive regulation of defense response to virus by host; cellular response to exogenous dsRNA; DNA damage response.
AGCUAGCAUAGAAGACAGUUUAACUCGUCGAUGUCACAUCACGAUCAUACUUACUACAAUGAGCGGCAAAGGGAAACCACGAAGCGUGCGCGCAAAGAGUCCGGAACCAGCGCAUGCCAAGAAUCCGGUUCGGGCCAAGAGUGCCCGGCAACCUCCAAAGGAACCAGUGAAAGACACUAAGGAGGAAACGCAACAGAUCACCGAUGAAAACAAACCCAAGAAAACCAAGGAAUAUAAGCAGCCUAAGCGCACCACUGAGGAAAAGGCACCUGUGCCACAGGAGUGCGUAGAAGUUAAAACCGGAUCAAGGAUGGUCAAAAAAGGUGACAGCGUUGACUCAAAUCCGAAUAAGAUCCUGUUUACAACCAUUGAUCAAUUGAAGAUUAAGAAGAAACAGAAAUCGGAAUCAGCAAGUAUUGUCAAUGACACAGUAAAGCGUAUAAUGGACCACAUGAAAAAGUGUACAGAAUGCUUCAAAGAUGUAAAUGAUCUGCGCACUGGAAGUUACUACGAGAAUUUAAAGAUUUCUAAUCCCGACGAAUUUGACGUGAUGUUAACUGUGCCCGUCGAGCGGGUGGACAUUCGGCCGUUUGGGGAUGAUGGGGCAUUUUACAGCGUGGCGUUCAAACGAGGAAAACACAAGUUGGAUCGCUUUCUAGAUGAAGACAACACAAUAUCUGCCAGUGGAAUGCUUACGGAGUUCAGAAACGAGGUUAAAAAGUGUGUGAAGAUACUCAAAGACGUGGGGUUGGAGAAGAAAAAGAAGGGUUGCCCGGCAGUGACCUUACUGAUAAACGGGACGGGAACGGUCCCUAUCUCACUGGACAUUGUUCUGGGGCUUGAGGUCCGCUCGAGCUGGCCCACUUUCACCCAAGGAGGCAUAGACAAAAUAGACAUCUGGCUCGGGACCAAAGUGAAGAAAGAACAAAAGUUUAAGGGGUACUACCUCGUUCCGAAGUACGAGGGAAAGGGCACGGUGGAACGGGAAGGUGUCUGCGCUAGAGACACAUGGCGCAUCUCAUUCUCGCAUGUGGAGAAGAGUAUCCUAACAAAUCAUGGCUCCCAGAAGACCUGCUGCGAGGCCAGUGGGACUCGCUGCUGCAGGAAGUACUGUCUGAAGCUUCUGAAGCACCUGUUGGGCUUGCUGAAGGCAGAGAACCCUAGUCUGUCCAAGUUCUGUUCCUACCACGCCAAGACCACCCUGCUCCAYGCCUGCUGCUCCAGGACCCAGGACAGCGACUGGGAGGAGGCCCAGCUGGGACAGUGCUUCCAGCAGCUGCUGGAGGACUUUGAGGGCCACCUGAAAGAUGGCAUGCUCCCMAACUUCUUUAUCCCCACACACAAUCUACUGGGCUCCGGCCAUGACCGCAAGAGCCGUCAGUUCCUGGCCCGGCGCAUCGAGGAGGAACGCAACACCGGUUUCCCCAUUUUCCGCAAGUGAGUCGGGACUACCUCGAUCACCUCCCCUUAGUGACUCACCCAGAGGCCCAAUAGGCAUAAGUGGAGUACAGUGGUGGUCCCAUACAGUUGUCUUUUCUUAAAGCAAAGGCAUAGGAGGAAUUGAAGAGCAGAGGAGUCAGAAGUUUCAUUUAAUUCAGAUCUUACUUGAAGAGUUUUGAGAGCCAACUGCUCCUCCAACAAAUUAUUAAAGGUAAUGUAGCCCUUUCCUGCAGUCAAUGACCAAAAGCUCGCUCUUAGGCCUCAUGGGUUGAAUGUUAUUCAUAUUUUGUAAAAAUAAUUUAAUAAUUAAUAAAGAUUUUUUUUUUUUAAACCCGACGAAAA